AUCCCAGGAUACUGCUUCACACCUCCCUGGGCACGAGAUCAACCAAGAUGGAGUUGAGUGCGGAAGUUCAGGAAGGAUUGCAACUCUGCGGAGAUUCGGCUCAAAUCAGCGACUCGGCCUUCAACUUUCUACUCAAGGCAGCCUGCAAUACACUCUUACACGGCAGGCAGCGAGACAGAGGUGUUUUAGAUGACCCCAGUGUGAGCCAGUCGGACCCCUCCGUACUGAAGCAGGUGUUCGCUUCCCUCACCACCCUGUUUCUAGAGGCUGCCAAACACAAUGCAGACUCAACCAACACCAGCUCUCUUCUUGAAGAUAGCAAGAUGAGUCCAGAUAGAAUAGAGGCCUUCAACAAUGUCUACAUGAGUAACAAGAUAGAACUUCAAUCUGUGUUAAGUAGCACAGGCAGUGGUUUUCCACACGUAGUGGAUGUAGACUGGAGACUGGACUACUACAUGAAGAACAACCAUCUUGACCAUGUGAAUGAACCAACAUACCUGGUUACGCUGAAGACAGAGGAGCCAGGAAGUUCUCAGCUGAAGGACGUUCAGUUUGCCUGCACAGUGGAGCAACUUCAGGACAUGGUUGGAAAACUAAAAGAUGCCUGCAAGAGCAUGGAGAAAGCAAGCCAAUCCUAAUUUACUGCAUAUUAGGACUUAUAGGGGACUUGAUAGCAUUCCGACUUGCUUUGAAGUGUUCAAAAUCAAAGUAACAUUUUAUCUCAUUUAAUCAAUGAUUUUGCAUCUAAAGGAUGUUUCAAUAGUUUUUCUUUGUGAUUUGAAAAUAAGGAAAAA
Molecule: messenger RNA, 794 nt
Organism: Branchiostoma floridae (Florida lancelet)
Lineage: Eukaryota; Metazoa; Chordata; Leptocardii; Amphioxiformes; Branchiostomatidae
Product: COMM domain-containing protein 3-like
Exons: 8
Coding region: 48-638 (196 amino acids)
Biological process (GO): sodium ion transport
Source: RefSeq, a predicted model, not a curated record